UGGAUACGUAGAUUACGUAAUUUGCCUAGAUUCGAAUUUUCUAUUGCAGUUUCUUCCUAUAAAAGUUACUUUCGGCGGUUAUCAGUGUGAAGUUGAAAAAUUGACUCCGAAUUGGAAGCAGUCACUCGCGCAGACAACAGAAUUCAGGAUGCACAGAAUCAUACUCCUCUUGGGUCUUGUGGUGGUAGUGUCUGCAGUGCAGCCCUAUCAAGGUGCGAUUCCUAUUAUUAGGUCAGCCGCGGACGUGAGAUGGGAUGGGUCAUACAAUUUCCACUAUGAAAGUGCUGAUGGUAGUCUGCGGGUGGAAGAAGGCAACAUCGUUAACAAAGGAAGCUCCAACGAAUAUGUCGCUGUUAAGGGAAGCUACCGGUAUUUAUCGCCCGACGGACGAACCAUUGAAGUGGUCUACACCGCCGAUGAGAAUGGCUUCGUGCCAAGAGGGACAGUAAUUCAUUAACUCGUCAUAAGUUGCUAUUUCCCAAAUGUUAAAAGAUUUUAGUGUAGGUGUUGUUGUGUGAGGAAUGCAUGUUAAAAUUAUUAGUAAAAGUGUAUCUGUGUGAACAAG
Molecule: messenger RNA, 565 nt
Organism: Hermetia illucens (black soldier fly)
Lineage: Eukaryota; Metazoa; Arthropoda; Insecta; Diptera; Stratiomyidae
Product: endocuticle structural glycoprotein SgAbd-5-like
Exons: 2
Coding region: 149-457 (102 amino acids)
Cellular component (GO): chitin-based extracellular matrix
Molecular function (GO): structural constituent of chitin-based larval cuticle
Source: RefSeq, a predicted model, not a curated record